AAAGGUGGAUCUGUUUGCCCUGGGAAAUUUAAAACGUUCUACAGAUAAGUGUAUGAGUUCAGGGGACUUUGCCGUAGUAACCGAUUUAGCACAUAUAAAGGAACCUUAGCCAAAAAUGCUGCUGUUCCAACCGUAUGGCCAGUCCAACACUAGAAUAGUGAGUGACCUCUCACGGUUUGAAUACGACGCCGUGAUCCCAAGAAAUAGAUCAAGAAACGCAACCCCUACAUCAAUAGAUGAACAUCAUAUGAGCGACAACUCGUCUAUGGAUUCCAUACUAAAGCCUGCUAGGAAACCGACCAUGAUCGAAGUUGCAGAGCGUAACUUAAGCAAUCCCAAACAGAGAGAUGUAACAAAUGACGAUAAGAGCGACUUCUUCAGCUAUUACAUGAAGGAGGAAGACACCUUGAAUGAAGAAGAUCCGGAGUUCGUACCGUAUCCAGAAUCAUUCAAUAACGAAAAAUCUCACGAUGAUCCAUAUAGAUCGAAAGAUCACCGAAUUCCAGAGCCUGUGCCGGUUGCAGUGCCCCAAUUACCAAGAACUAGAACAGUCAAGCCAGAGCCAGAGGUGACUCUCCCCUACAAUAGCGUCGUACCUCCAACUUUAAUUAUCCCUCAACCUCCUCCCAAGGAUGCCAAGCAUCUCAAAAACAGUAGUAAUCGCAACACCCGCUAUUCAGCCCCCAACCCGCCUAUCAUCUACGAUGACCAACUCCCACCUGCAGCUAUACAAAACGACAUGAAUAUGGAUAAUUUGGCACCAUCAGGGCAACAUAUUCCCUCAGGUCCGGUAAUGGGGGGACCUGUGAUAGGUGGGCCCAUCAUGGUAGAUGGUGGAGGCCUCGCUUCUGGGGUAGCAGGUCCCUUAAGAAGCGGCGGCCCACCAAAUGACGUGCAAAGUAUUAUCUCUCGUAAAAAGUAUUUGGAAGAGCAUUUGAUUAAAAGUGUAAUGAAUAGGCCCCUUAUUGUUCUCCCCACGAGACGAUUUGUCGGGUUUAACGACUACCAAGAGACAGAGUUGGUGAUCAGUUUCCAUUUUGUGGUGUAUGUAUUUGAAAUAUUCUUUGCUAUUAUUGUCAUAACGUUAGCAGGGGUGCUCUUGUCAAAUGAUGGAAUGGGGAAGACUGGAAUCUACCGGUAUUUCAUUGCUGAUGGGGUGAUCUCACUCUUUGUAUCUUUAUUGUUUGUCUUCUCAGUGAUCAACUUUGAAAAACGAAAUGGUAACUUUUAUUGUUUAUUGGCAACUAUAUUGAAUAUUGUGUCAUUUAUAAUGGUUACCUCCACUAUUAUACCCAACAAAUCAUGCUCAAAACCAUCCAUAUGCAACAUGAGAAGAGCCUUGACGGCUUUCAUAAUUCUUUCAAUGUUUAUUUGGUUUACAAACUUGAUCAUGUUCAUUACUACAAAGUAUAUUUCAACUCUUAAUUUGCUUGAUGAGUUAAAUUUUGAUUAUAGUGGUAAAGGUUCAGCUCCACAAUAUAAUGCUAACAUCAAUAAAGCAAAUGAUACCAUGGCCAACUCGAUGUUACCACCUCAACCACUACCAUCGUCGCAAAUGGUUGACCCGUACACUGGACAGCCCAUAAAGGAGUACAUACUCAAUGAAAGAGGAGAAUUAUAUCCUAUCAACGAUCAAAUGGAAGUUAGAGGCCGGGAAAAAAUUUUGGUGUAUACAUUUUGAAACCACAAAUGGUAAAAAUUACAAUGGAGAGAAAGUUUUAAUGGAAGGAAAAGGUUACAAAUAGAAUAGAUUAUUAAUAAUAGUAGUACGACAUACAUAUAUUAGU
This is a messenger RNA of [Candida] anglica, 1787 nucleotides long. The record is from the annotation of a GenBank genome assembly. NCBI's taxonomy places the organism in Eukaryota, Fungi, Ascomycota, Pichiomycetes, Serinales, Debaryomycetaceae.